AAACAAGAUCUUGGUUCCCUCAUUCUUCAUACUGCAUCCGUAAUGGCUUUUCAACUAGCCUUGAGCUCUGCAGGAAAAAGGAUUGGUUUUGUUUUCCUGAGGACCACCACAGCAGCCGUGGACAUCAGAAGGGGAGCAGUGGGAAAUACUAGUGCUGAUGUCACUGACCACAACAGCCACAUGAAGCUCAAGACUAUAAGUCAUCUCCCAGAGAUCAAAAUCUGUAGAAUGUUGUGGAGACUGUUCUUUAAAGGCUACCUCAAUCGCAUGCAUGAGCUGCAGUUAUAUGAAAAACUGCUUUAUGGCCCUUUGUACAGAGUGAAUGCUGGAAACUACAAUUGUGUUUCAAUAAGCAAUGCAGAAUUACUGGAAGAACUGCUUAGAAAAGAUGAGAAGUUUCCCUCCAGAGGGGACAUGACACUGUGGACGGAAUACCGUGACAUGAGAGGCAUCGGCUACGGCCCUUUCACAGAAGAAGGAGAAAAAUGGUACAACCUGCGUACAGUGCUGAACAAACGUAUGCUGCAUCCAAAGCACUCAGUUCAGUACGAAGAUGUAAUCAAUGAGGUGGUCACAGAUUUCAUCAAAAGGAUUUACUAUCUGCGUGAGGUCAGCCCCACGGGUGACCUGGUCUCGGACGUGGCCAAUGAACUUUACCGCUUCUCUCUUGAAGGGAUAUCAUCCAUUCUGUUUGAGACACGAAUUGGUUGCCUGGAGAAAGAAAUUCCUUCAGAGACACAAGAUUUUAUUGACUCCAUUGCACGAAUGUUCACCUACAGCUUGCCUGUGAUGGUGCUGCCAAAGUGGACGCGCAAUUACUUGCCAUUCUGGCAACGGUACAUCAGUGGCUGGGAAGGCAUAUUUAAAUUGGCUGCUAAACUGAUUGACAUGAAGAUGGAGGACAUUCAGAAGCGUGUGGAGGCAAAUCAGGAGGUUGCUGGAGAGUAUCUUACCUACUUGCUUUCCAAUGUCAAGAUGUCCAGUAAGGACAUUUAUGGAAGCAUUGCUGAACUGCUGUUGGCUGGAGUGGACACAACCUCAAACACAAUGAUGUGGGCACUGUAUUUGCUCUCAAGAGACCCAGCAGCACAAGUUGCUCUAUAUGAGGAGGUAAACCGUAUUGUAAAGGAUGACAGAGUGCCAACAGCGCAGGAAGUGAACAGCAUGCCAUACCUAAAAGCUGUCAUUAGAGAAGCACUAAGAAUGUACCCUGUGGUCCCCAUAAAUGCUCGUAUCAUGACAGAAAAGGAUGUAGUCAUUGGUGGACACUUUUUCCCCAAAGAGACGACAUUCACAAUAAUGCAUUACGCAAUCAGCAAUGAUGAGAAAGUGUUUACAGAACCAAGGAAGUUCAAACCUGAACGGUGGCUCCGAGAUGGCAGAGCAAGACCGAACCCGUUUGGCUCCAUCCCGUUUGGUUUUGGAGUCAGAGGUUGCGUUGGUCGUCGCAUCGCUGAAUUGGAGUUGUAUCUGGCUGUGGCGAGGAUAAUCAAGUUGUUUGAGAUCAGACCAGACCCAACUAUGGGUGAGGUUCAAGCACUCAAUCGCACAGUGCUUGUGGCAGACAGACAGGUCAACCUUCACUUUGUGGAAAGACAGAACACACCUCAGUCGUAGCUAAAGAAGACUGUACACAUUGGCCUAAAUGAAUAAUGAGAAUUUUUACUUCUUUGUGUGAGCUUCACCUCUCUUUCCAUGUGAUAUGUUUUGCAAUAUAAAGGAUACAACACUGUGAAAAAUUCAGUUCUUUUAUUUUGUAUAACCUUUUCAUGAAAUAUUUUUUCAUGUAUUAUGCUGAAAUUAAAUUGAGCUUUUAAGGAGUGUUUUUAUGUAGUCUACUAAAUGAGCUGAUAAUCGGGUAAUUUGUAUACAUAAAUAUUGUAUUUCAUGAUGCUGUUUAGGCCCUACAUAUAAAUGUACUUUAUUUUAUGAAUUUUAUGAAUCUGGUCUUUUUUAUACAUAAAUAUUUUAUUUCAUUAUGCUGUUAAGGCCCUAUGUAUAAAUGUACUUUAUUUUAUACAUUUUAUGAAUCUGGUAAUUUGUAUACAUAAAUAUUCUAUUUCAUUAUGCUGUUUAGGCCCUACAUAUUAAUGUACUUUAUUUUAUGAAUUUUAUGAAUCUGGUCUUUUUUAUAGAUAAAUAUUUUAUUUCAU
Molecule: messenger RNA, 2153 nt
Organism: Triplophysa dalaica
Lineage: Eukaryota; Metazoa; Chordata; Actinopteri; Cypriniformes; Nemacheilidae
Product: sterol 26-hydroxylase, mitochondrial-like
Exons: 9
Coding region: 43-1617 (524 amino acids)
Biological process (GO): cortisol metabolic process; cellular response to peptide hormone stimulus; glucocorticoid biosynthetic process
Cellular component (GO): mitochondrial inner membrane
Molecular function (GO): monooxygenase activity; oxidoreductase activity, acting on paired donors, with incorporation or reduction of molecular oxygen; iron ion binding
Source: RefSeq, a predicted model, not a curated record